This is a messenger RNA of Daktulosphaira vitifoliae (grape phylloxera), 1906 nucleotides long. RefSeq lists its product as uncharacterized. NCBI's taxonomy places the organism in Eukaryota, Metazoa, Arthropoda, Insecta, Hemiptera, Phylloxeridae. The transcript is spliced from 2 exons. Bases 81 to 1745 code for a protein of 554 amino acids. The record is from RefSeq and is a predicted model, not a curated record.
UUUAAAAAAAUUGUCAGAGUUUUUCAUUAUUUAUAAAUUUUUUUAUUAAUUAAGUUACUCUAUUACAAAUUAUAGAAAAAAUGGUCUUAUUACAUCAUUAUGUUUUCUGUCUAAUAAUAUUAAUUAUCAAAACCUCAGAUGUGUUUAUAAAAGCCAAUCAUUUAAGUUUGAACUUCUACAAUAUGGAUAUAGAGGAAUUUGUCCGCCAAAUACAAAAUAUACCAACAUGGGAAAAAAAUAAAAUACGCUUUUCAAGUGAUGAACUUAAGCAAAUCGUACCACUCAUCAAUUCGAAUAAAAUUCAUAAAGUUCCAGAAUUGGAUCGGAAAUUCGAUUCAAAGCAAAUUGCCCUCAAGUGUAUUUAUAGUUACAUAACACAAAUAAUUUCUAUGAACUUGGAUAUGUUUCCGUACACUAUCGUAACAGACUCUCGCGCAAACCAUGUCAAAGAAACUAAUACUAAAAAAUCAAUAACAUUUAGUAAUAAAAUCUCUGUAAUUUUGUAUGAUGAAAAUGAUCCAUGUGAUUCAAUUAGUCGAAUAACAAAAAGAGGCAGUAGGAAUCUAAUAGAUAUAUCAGAAGGAACCUUUCGUACACAAAAUAUACAUAAUAUUAUGGGUCCACUUGCUAGAAAUAAAGAAUAUGUAAUUAAUAUGUUUAAGUUAAAAGAUUUUAGGUUUAAUAUUUCAGACGAUUAUGUUAAAUAUGUGGAAAUGUACAGAAGUGCUUUGGCUCGAAUGAUUUCUGUUAUAAUAAUGGCACAAGAUAUUCCAUCCAAUUGGUUAUGGUCAUAUUUUUUGAACCUAAAUGCGCUCGAGACAGGUGAAAUUAAUUUGGGUGAAUUUUAUAAUAACACCACAGACGAUGUUAUAUCUUGUAACAAGUUUGUUUUGUCGUGCAAAGAAUGUAAAUACUUAUAUAAUCUUGAGCCUAACAAAGUCAACAACGAAGACGAUCUAAAAAAAAAUGUGAAUAAAUCGGUUCUAUUAUUAGAAAAAAUAAAACUAAUGUCAGAUAAAAAUGAAAACUUGCUACCUUUAUUUAAGUACGAAAAUAGUGUAAGAGUUUAUGAUUAUUUAUUAAAAAGAAAAAUCCACAGAAUCGAUUUUCUUCCUCUCAUAAACAACAUAAAUUUUAGACCCAUUAAUGAAAUAUUAUACCAAUAUUAUGAAGAAUCACUUAAGGAAUGGAAAACAAAUCCAUAUUUGAUUGUAAAGUACUAUGAUGUUCUUUCUGAUGUCCUGAAAAUUGCGUUGCUAUAUUAUACGGCGAGACAUGUGACGAAUUAUUUGAUAAUUAUGGAAUCUGUUAAUGAAAGACCAAGGGGUAAUAAGUUCACAAAAGAAAAAAUUAGAAAUGAUAUCUAUUAUUAUUUUGAAAAACCUUCUGUUAUAAUAAAAUCAAUGUUACGUUAUAUGGACAUUUUGAAUGAUCCAUUUUAUAGCAAUAUAACUAAAAUAUUUGUUGAUUAUAAAGUAAAAGAAGUCAGGGUGUUUUACAAAUUAAUAGACAAAUUGUUUUUGGAGCUCGAGGAAUUGUUGAAAAAAUACGGCACAUUUGAUCCAAUUUUACAUCAAAAAUCAAAAGAAGGUGAUAUAAAAUUAAACAUUUAUACUAACGUUAGAAACGAAUGCUACGAUCAAUUAAGUGACUACUACCAAACAUAUAUAUCUAAGUUAGGAAUAAUAAACUUCAGAGUUAUUAAUUAUUUUAAAGAAAGUGAAUUCAACAAAUGGUUUGAAUAAUAGCAGUGAAAACAAAAAUAAUAUUAAUAAUAUUGAAUUAUGUCAAUGAAUAUUAGAUGUACCUGUAUUUGUACAUAGUUGUGUAUUCAGUACAAUUAAAAUAAAAUAAUACUGUUAUAAAAUAUUAGAAAAAAGGAUUUUCACUCAUUAUUUAAUUAAAC